CGUAAUAUGGCGCGCCUGUGCGUCAUACUUGGCGUGUGCAUUGCAGGUGUCUCAGCAGAAGAUAAUGCAACACUUCCUGUUGCAACGACGCAGCCGCAUGCAUCUCUGCCCCGCAUCCCCGAGGAGGCUCAGCGGCUGGAAUCGAUCGUCGAGCCGCCUCAGCGCAGCGAAUCGAUCGUCGACUUGCCUCUAGAACCACCACCACCGCCCGAGCCGAAGCGCACGCACGCACCGGAGCCGAAGCGCACGACGCCGCCGCGGCCGGCCGAGCCCGUCGAGGGCGCCUGGUCGUGCGCCCGCCGCGCAGCGCUGCCGACGACGAUCCGGCUGUUCCUGCGAGCCGUCGGCGCGCCCCAAAACUGGCGCGACGCCGCGGCGCGCUACGUCCAACCUAUCGAGGGCCCCUGGACGUGGCGAAUCGCCGACCACCGGCCGCCCGUCUUGCUCGUGCGCGCGGCGACCGGCAAGGUCUCGCGCGUGGCCUGCGCUUCUGAUGAUCGCUGCGCCCGCUUCUUCACCGAGACAAGUGGCGGCUGGCGGUUCCAGGCCACCGAACCCGUGUGCGUGCGCGGCGCGGCGCUCGACGCCAGCGACGAGCCACCUCAUGGGUGGGCGCGCGGCGCCGGGGGCGCCCUACUAUUCAUACAAGCGUCGGCGCUCGCUUCGACGAAGCGGUCGCGCGCGGUCGUCGGCGCUGUGACGGCCGCGGCCCUCGCCGCGCAUUACGCGGACGCGACUUCAUCAGUAUCAAUACCGAUCACCUGGCAGCGCGGCGUCUCAGGUGUCAUCUGCGCCUUCCUGAGCCUGCGCUGCGUGCCCGUGUCCGCGAUCGUCGCGCUGCUGGCGCUGGCCGCCGCCGCCGUUUACUUGGCAAGGAGCGCGCCCGCGAGCCUCUGGACCGCCUGGCCGCUCAAGCUGCACCCGGAAAAUUUGGAGGACCUCGUCCGCGUCGAGAUCGGCACGUCGUCGGGUCUGAUACUCGUCGUGUCCGCCGCGGGCCGGCGCCUCGCGUCGUCUUUGUUGGUCGCCGCCGCGGCCGCGGUCGGCGCGCGCGCCCUCGCGGGCGCAGACGACGAGGAGGAGGAGGAGGACGACGCGGUCUACGAUGGGUUGCGGGGCUUCUUCGUGCCCGUGUCCCGGCCGCCGACCGACGACAGAGUCGGUAAUGUAUUAGACGGCCUCGCGUGCGCCGCGACCGCGGCGGCGGCGCGCCUCGCGGGCCUCGCGCUCGUCGCGACCUGUAGUGACGACCCGCGCCGCAACAGCCAACUACUCGUCGCCGUCGUGUUUGGCUGGCCGCUCCUCGCGUGGCUCGCGUCGAUAGUACAGCGCUUGCAAGAGCACCGCCGGACAAAGCGGCGCUUCUGCUCGCCCGGCGCCUCGACGAACGCGACGCGCUACUACCUCGAGCUCCUCCGCCAGUAUUUGGUCAGGAACCGGGCCGAGCUUGGCAAGCUCGCGCCGCAUCCGGCGACGUCUCAUCAAAGGGACGCGGAGAUCGAGCGUUUUGUGGCGUCGGGCCAGUCGCUCCACAGUUAUCGGCUCACCUACUAGAAGUAAGGAUUGUUUAUACUAGCUAG
This is a messenger RNA of Pelagomonas calceolata, 1580 nucleotides long. The record is from the annotation of a GenBank genome assembly. Lineage: Eukaryota; Pelagophyceae; Pelagomonadales; Pelagomonadaceae.